ACCACGACCACAGUAGGCGGGCUGUGUGUUGCGAUAGGUCGUUGCUAUGAUACGCCAAAGAUUGACAACGUUCCGGUUUCCGGUUCAUUCCGCUGUGCGCGCAGAAGUUGCUAGUCACAGGAGCCACAAUGGCGUUUGUAGUCUCCUUCAGAUAGGGCUGUGGAUGAUAUUAAAUCCACUAGCAUCGCCCUAAAUAUAGGCCUGGUUGAUUCCCAGAGCCAUUGAUAAUAAACUGGAACAUCUACUGCACACGAAAAUACUAUGAUUUCUAAUCAAUAUUGAAUUUAUAGGGGAUAAAACUUACAUUAAAGGGAACAUGUAAACAGUACCAACCGGGUCAAGUUUUCAUUUUAUUCGAGAAACGAGCGUCUUUUAAUGAAGGCAUUUGCUUGUUUCUGAAUGCUAAGACCGUAAUUCUGUGGAAUAAAAGCACCUUUACUUAACUUGGCACCGGACAAGGACACCUUUCACAAAGGGACUUUUUCUUUUUUACGAGUCAGCUCGCUAGCCGCCGAGCAUUGGCUAGCGGUGCUAGCUAAAUUGAGACGGAUACGACACCACAAUGCUUCGAUGUUUGGUUGGGAUCUUUUUCAUUCACUGACUAAUUCAAACUUAAAUACAUACAUUACAGCACUGGAGAACCACCUUGGCAUUUUUCUGCUUUGACGAACUAUGUUGGCGAACUCAAUGGAAUGAAUUGGCGUUGAGGAGGACUGGACGUGAGCGGCCUGGUGUGUUUAUUUUGUGUAUUUUCUUGCCCUGUUUCUGCUUAGUAACACUUUUGUUUUGGCAUUUGGAGUAGCUACUGUUUUCCUGUGAAUGAAUUGCUUGGACCACCGAGGCCAAGUCGCAGGAGAGGUACCGACGCCGGCGUGAGGGAUGCCUGGGUCGGACCGACACCAUGGGACCAAGAGGAAGCCGGAAUCUAGCACCAGCGGUGUGCCACACCAUACACAGGCCUCGACUCGUACCUCUGCGGGAGACAAGACGAGCAAAGAUGGCAAGGUGCAGGUAAAAGCUUCAAUGUCCUCUUCCUCUUCAAAACGCAAACGGCAUAAAUCAACCAAACAUAAUCGGGAAUCCUCGUCGGCACCGGGACCCAAAUAUUUUACCCUCGGUGAUACGGCGCCACCUGGUGUCAACACGGUGAAGCCUCUGGUGGAGUACGAUGAUAUCAGCUCCGACUCGGACACUUUUUCAGACCCACCGUCCUCAAGGCCUUCAGAGAGGGGGGGCGGAGACCGACUGGAGCCCUCACCAGACUACGAUAGAGACGGUGUCGAUAGAGAAGCCGACGGUAGAGAGAACAGGGGCCACAGACACUCCCGAAAAAAGUCUAAGGACCCUAACAAAGUUAAAGACCCUGGGAAUGGUGAACGUGGUUACAAGAAAAAGAGCAGCAAAGACCGCGAGAAAGGGAGUUCUGGAAAGAGCAAGGAGAAGGCGGUCUCCUCAGGCCCCUCAUCCAAACGCCAGGUCCAGCCAGAGGUUGAGUCUAAACGUGGGGAGCUGAUGCUCUCCACCCAGGUACAGCCUGCAGCCAGUGUAGGUAGCACUACUUCCUCCACGUCCUCAUCUCGCAGCAAGGAGAGCAGCCGCUCAGGGAAGGCUCGCAAGGACAAGCAACAGCGGAGAGAGGGCCGAGGGGAGGCCAGCCACAGCUCCUCCCAGAGAAACCGAGCAGACAGAAACCACCGCAAGUCCUCCAAGAGCCACAAGUCAAGCCCUAAGGGCAAGUCUUCGAGUAGGGUUAGCCCUCGCAGAAAGGGCCCCAGCUCUGCUCUUUCGCCCAGUCCCAGAAGAGGGGCUGGCAGCGAGAGUCCACAGGGCAGUGGGUAUGGGCAGCAGGGGGAUGACAGCUACUCCAGGCGGAGGGUGGCCCAGCAGAGUCCCAGUCCUUAUGGGGAUAUGUCCCGCCGCAGCAGACAGAGAUCAGACAGCCCCUACGGCAGCAGACACAGGUCCUCCAGCUAUGAGAGGGACAGCAGCCCUUACUCAAGGAGACGCUCCAUCAGCCCCUAUGGCACCCGCAGGUCCUCCAGCACCAGCCCCAUGUCUCGCCGCUCUGGCCGCUCCAGGAGUCGCUCCCCUAUGCACUACUCGUCUUCUCGUCGCUCAUCCUCUCGUUCCCGUAGCAAGAGGCAUACUUCCUCUGUUGCAGCGGGGGCCAGCUCCCACAGCAGCCGGCCAACUAGCCGCUCCCCUCCCUCCUCCCGUCUGCCACUUAACUCCAGCCUGGGAGCGGAGCUGAGCCGCAGGAAGAAGGAACGCCAGGCUGCAGAGGCAGCUGCUCGUGCUAGUGGUGGUGGUGGUGGUGGUGCUUCCCCUCCUCCACCAGCACGUAAAUCUGCAGGCUCCUCCUCUUUACAGCCCACUAAAGCGGUGGCUCCACAGCCGGAGAGAGACACGGCAGCAGCAGAACCUCUGCCCCCACCACCUGCGCUGUUACCCCAGGAUGCUCCCAGUGGUGAAGAUCAGGUUACUGCACCUCUACCUUCCUCUUCCACCUCCCCUGCACCUCCUCCUCAGCCCUCUCCAUCUCUGCCACCCGGUUCAGCCAUCCAAGUUCCACCACCGCCACCUCAGGCAGAAACAAGUAUUCAGCCUCCUACACCCUCAACCACAUCCCAGGCCAAAUCGCCAGAUCCGGUUCCUACACGCAGCCCUGUCCGCCAGAUCCCGUUCCACAAGACGUCGACUCUGCCUCUCCUGCCUUUACCACCUGCACUGCUCGGAAACGCUCAGGACAGUCCAAAGAAGUCCACCCCUCCUCAGAGGCCGUCUAGGAAGGAGAAGGAAGUUCGCAGCCGGACAUCACUCAUAGACCUUCCUUUACCGCCCACCUUGCCUGGAGGUGACUCCUCACCCCCACAGUCCCCCAUGCGCCAGGCCACACCGCUACCCCAGGCAGUCCUUAAGAAGAGACCAAAGAUUUGCUGCCCGCGAUAUGGUGAGCGCAAGCAUACCCAGAGUGACUGGGGCAAACGCUGUGUAGAUAAAUUCGAUAUAAUUGGCAUCAUAGGGGAAGGCACCUACGGCCAAGUGUACAAGGCCAAGGACAAAGACACUGGUGAACUGGUGGCUUUGAAGAAAGUGCGUUUGGACAAUGAAAAGGAGGGUUUCCCCAUCACAGCCAUUAGAGAGAUCAAGAUCUUGCGGCAGCUCAAACACCGCAGUGUUGUCAACAUGAAGGAAAUUGUCACAGACAAGCAGGAUGCACUUGACUUUAAAAAGGACAAAGGUGCUUUUUAUCUGGUGUUCGAGUACAUGGACCACGACCUGAUGGGCCUGCUGGAGUCGGGCCUGGUGCAGUUCUCCCAUGAGCACGUCCGCAGCUUCAUGCGCCAGCUGAUGGAGGGUCUGGACUACUGCCAUAAGAACAACUUCCUGCACAGAGACAUCAAAUGCUCCAACAUACUGCUCAACAACAGAGGUCAGAUUAAACUGGCUGAUUUUGGUUUGGCCCGGCUUUACAAUUCAGAGGAAAGUCGGCCGUACACUAAUAAAGUAAUCACACUAUGGUACCGCCCCCCUGAACUCCUGCUGGGAGAGGAGAGAUACUCUCCAGCCAUUGAUGUAUGGAGCUGUGGGUGUAUCCUGGGAGAGCUCUUCACCAAGAAGCCCAUCUUCCAGGCUAACCAGGAGCUUCUACAGCUGGAGCUCAUCAGCCGUCUGUGCGGGAGUCCCUGUCCUGCAGCCUGGCCUGACGUCAUUAAACUUCCCCUCUUCAACACCAUGAAACCCAAGAAGCAGUACAGGCGGCGACUGCGGGAGGAGUUUGCCUUUUUACCUACUCCCGCCCUGGACUUGCUGGACCGAAUGCUGACCCUCGACCCUGCACGGCGCUGCACAUCAGAGCACGCUCUCAACAGUGACUUUCUGAGUAAUGUUGAGCCAAGCAAGAUGCCGCCACCAGAUCUUCCUCACCAUCAGGACUGCCACGAGCUGUGGAGUAAGAAGAGAAGACGCGCACGUCAGAGCGGGGUGCCCGAGGAUGUGCCUGUGCCCAAAGUGCCCCGUAAGGAUGUGACUGGGACCUCCAGCGGAGAGAACAGCCGGACCCAAAGCAGUCCGGCUGGAGCCCCGCCGCCUCCACCAGGAAAACCGCCCUCCACAGCCAACUUAGAGAGUGAGUUGUCAGGCCUGGGAGUUGCUGCAGAGCAGUUGAACCAGACAGAGUUGGCCGUGCUGCUGAACCUUCUUCAGGGACAGACGGACCUCAGCCUGCCCCAGGUGGCCCAGCUCCUCAACCUCUCCAACCCAGAGACUCUCUCCAACCCAGAGACUCUCAGCCAGUCGCUGUCUGCCCUCAGUGAGGCCUCUGACCACCAGGGGGCUCCGGAGGACCAGGCCCAGUCUGCUCCCAGGUCUCAGCCCCCAGAGCCAACUCCUGAACCCCAGGAACUCUCGCCGGCAUCUGGAGACCCACCACUCAGCCAGGAAGACCAGGCCAACCUGCUGGCUCUCAUUUUGGGCCACAUCAUCAAGCCACAAACCGAGGAGCAAGGAGAUGAGAGCAAUGGCGUCCAAUCAGAGGAGGCAUUAAUGCGCGGCUCGUCCGCCUCUACUACUGAUCGCAAGGAUGGUGCAGGAUCAAAAAGGAAACCGCUUGGGGCCAACCAGGUACCUCCAUCUGGUGAGCAGCGUCCACCUUCUCCACCUGGGCCACCUCCAUCAGCUCCCCUCCUUGGAAAUGUCCAGCGGGCCAGGUCUGAAACCCAACCCAGCCAGGACAUCAGCCCUGCCGUGGCAGCUGCCUUGCUCCAGCUCAUCUCUCAGCAGGACUCGGAAGCUGGGGCCCCUCAGCGCAGCAAGGACCCAUCUCCUGUGGAUGCUCUGGCCCGGGCACAGCCCCCUCCACCCUGGGUUGCAGAUUCUUCGCCUACACCAUCAGCAGCAGCUGAGGCCCCAGCAGGACUGGGGACUGCUGCUUCUACCACUGCAGCACAGUUCCCUAAGGACCAGGACCUCCGCUUUUCCCAUGGAGCUGACCGCUGACCCUCAGUCCCCCACUGAGACAGACCUAGGUAUCUUGGGACAGAUCCAGCAGUCCUGGCCUGAAGAGAAAGGCAGAGGAAGAAUGCAGAGGGACACCUACACAUUAUGAAUCACUGGACCAUGAGCAGGUAGCUAAAGUUGAAUCAAAGAUUUUGAAAUUGAAUGUCUGAAAUAAAGAGAUUAAGGGCCUUUUCAGGUCAUGAACCUCACUGUCCUCUGAACAAGCUGUCGUAUCGGAGGGAGUGUUUGGACCUGGGGUCGGUAGGACCUUCAACAAUCCAUUUAGGGACAGCCACCACCUGCAAUCCCUUGCUCUUUCCUUCCACUGAAGGUCUUGACUUGAAUGAAGUUUAGCUUCCAAAUUGAGUGCCAUGCAGCUGACACUCAACUUAGAAAGCAGCUGUGAUCUUUUUUCUUUUUCUUUCUCCAAAAGAAAACAAAUGAUUGUCCAGUCCACUGCAGUGCCCACUUACUCACCAAGUUAUCAGUGUUUUGGAGAAUGAAGUACCUGUCCUCCACUCUGUGAUGGAGUGAUGUAUGUGACAGUGUGAUAGAAGAUUAGGUGGAGCUAAAAUAUUGUGUAUGGGUAUAUUUGAGGCAAUGAGCACACUGAUAAGAACACUGGAGGACCAUGAGUUUCCCAUUGAACCUUACAUGCUGCCUGGCUAGCUCCCCUGUUUUCAGCCUUGUGCCUCCUUUGUGACCCCAGCAACCCCUGAAUGAUCUGGGCCUAGCGGGGAAGUGUAGGUUAAGUUUCUGCUUUGGAUGGCACCUACAACAGUGUACAUCUGCAGGACUGUAUAUUGUUUUUCUUUGUUUUUUACCCAAAGGCUGUUCCAUAUUAUAUUCUGUCUGUCAUCAACUCAACUGAAUUGCGAUGUGUUCUCGGCCCACAUGAAUAUUUUCCUUCCUUUACAUACAGCUAACCUCUGUGUCCUAAGCCUACAGUACUCAACUUUCCUGUCUUGAAUAUGGAUUAAACCACUACAUUACGACGGACUGCUUCAUCAUACACACGCUAUACUGCUAGUUAAAGUAUAAAGCUAGAAACACACACACACACAGACACACACACAGAAACUGACUUUUCCGGCUUCUCCUGGUGGGCUGUGAAACCCUCAGCUAAUAUGUCAUUGCCUCCCAGCCAAGUUGUGCAACAGAAGCUUUUUCUUUUUUUGGUGCAGUUAUUUUCUACAUAAAGAAAAUAAUACACACUUAAAAAAAUAAUGGUCCACAGUUAUGUUUUCAUUUUUUCUUUUUGUUUUGCUUUGGAAAGGGAGGAUGGUUUCAUGGUGUCUGUAAAAAGAAAAAAAUAUUUUGUAAUAUGUGUUUUCUUGGUUCAGUUUAUUAAAGGAAGUAAUGCGACCAGUUGAA
Molecule: messenger RNA, 6372 nt
Organism: Perca flavescens (yellow perch)
Lineage: Eukaryota; Metazoa; Chordata; Actinopteri; Perciformes; Percidae
Gene: cdk12
Product: cyclin dependent kinase 12
Exons: 14
Coding region: 880-4998 (1372 amino acids)
Biological process (GO): protein phosphorylation; positive regulation of transcription elongation by RNA polymerase II
Cellular component (GO): nucleus; cyclin/CDK positive transcription elongation factor complex
Molecular function (GO): RNA polymerase II CTD heptapeptide repeat kinase activity; cyclin binding; ATP binding
Source: RefSeq, a predicted model, not a curated record